AUGAAUAACAACACUUUUUCUAAUAGUAUUAGAAGAUAUAUUUUGGAAGGCGACAAUGAAGACAAGGACAUGGAUAUUGAUGUUGAUGCUGGUAUUGAUCUGGGAAAAAAGAGUGGAAAAAAUAACAAUCUGUGUUCCAAUUUUCCAACAUUCAAUUCCUUGGAUACAGCCGUUAUGUCACUAGCGAAUACAUUUUGGUUAGAGUGA
Molecule: messenger RNA, 207 nt
Organism: Debaryomyces tyrocola
Lineage: Eukaryota; Fungi; Ascomycota; Pichiomycetes; Serinales; Debaryomycetaceae
Source: the annotation of a GenBank genome assembly